AGCACAAGAUGAAUGUCCAAAACCUUCGCCAUAAUCUCAGCUUUCUCCAGUUGAAUGCUGCCGGCCACGUCGUGGGCAAUAACAUUGGCCAAUGUUCGACGGUCCAGGUCAUUUGGAACGACAGGGCCCAGGGCACAGCGAACCUCUAUGUUCCCGCGGCGAAUAAGUUUAUUACGAUCGAUGGAGAAAACCAGGUCGUAGGAUCCGCCGAUUCCCAGCUGCUCCAGUUGGACCGGGAGGGAGCAUGCUAUGCAAUCCGUAAGGUCGACGACCCUAUUAACAGGCUGCUCCUCGAUAAACCCUCAGGCCCGGUCACCUAUGGUCCGGCUCCUCUCGUGAGCGCUGCGGACUUCAACAAGCAGUACUGGAUGCUCGUUGCGUCGAAGUAG
This is a messenger RNA of Suillus clintonianus, 389 nucleotides long. RefSeq lists its product as uncharacterized. The record is from RefSeq and is a predicted model, not a curated record. The coding region runs from base 9 to 389 and encodes 126 amino acids. NCBI's taxonomy places the organism in Eukaryota, Fungi, Basidiomycota, Agaricomycetes, Boletales, Suillaceae. The transcript has 5 exons.